Molecule: messenger RNA, 7547 nt
Organism: Thamnophis sirtalis
Lineage: Eukaryota; Metazoa; Chordata; Lepidosauria; Squamata; Natricidae
Source: RefSeq, a predicted model, not a curated record
CAACAUCAACUUCAAGAUGCUCCAAAAUUCCAAAUACAAAAUCUGGCUGGUCAAGACAAAAGGAGAAGAAACCCUCAGAGGUUUUUCGCACCGACUUGAUAACAGCAAUGAAGAUCCCAGAUUCUUUCCAGCUGAGCCCGGAUGAGUAUUAUAUCCUUGCUGAUCCCUGGAGGCAAGAGUGGGAAAAGGGUGUUCAGGUGCCAGCAAAUACAGAAACAAUCCCAGAUCCAGUGGUAAGGAUAAUACCUCUGCUAGACCAUUCUUCAUCACAGACCUUUCCAAGGAACUUGUCCAGCUCUGAAAGUUCAGAUGCUUCCAGAACAUAUUCCCAGAGAGUAUGUCGCUAUGAUCUGGAUGAAAUUGAUGCUUGCUGGUUGGAACUUUUCAACAUGGAGCUCAAAGAAAUGGAAAAGCCAGAAAUUGAUGAAUUCACCUUGGAAAGAGUGCUUGAGGAACUGGAGACUGUGUGCUAUGAGAAUAUGAACAUUGCCAUUGAGACGGAAGAAGGCCUUGGGAUAGAGUAUGAUGAGGAUGUGGUAUGCGAUGUGUGCCGUUCACCAGAAGGAGAAGAUGGCAAUGAGAUGGUUUUCUGCGACAAAUGCAACGUCUGUGUGCAUCAGGCUUGCUAUGGAAUCCUAAAAGUUCCCCUUGGAAACUGGCUCUGUCGGACCUGCGCCCUGGGAGUUCAGCCAAAGUGUUUACUCUGCCCAAAGAGAGGGGGAGCCCUGAAACCUACCCGGAGUGGAACAAAAUGGGUUCACGUUAGCUGUGCCUUAUGGAUUCCUGAAGUUAGCAUUGGAUGCCCUGAAAAAAUGGAACCAAUUACAAAAAUUUCACAUAUCCCAGCAAGCAGAUGGGCUCUGUCGUGCAGUCUUUGCAAGGAGUGUACUGGAACCUGCAUUCAAUGUUCCAUGCCUUCCUGCAUCACAGCCUUCCAUGUAACAUGUGCCUUUGAGCACAAUUUGGACAUGCGGACACUGUUAGCAGAAAACGAUGAGGUAAAGUUCAAGUCAUUCUGUCUUGAGCAUAGCACUGGUGCCACCAAGCCACCAGAUGACGCACGGAUGGAGGCAGAUCAAGGUAAACUAGACCUGGAAAAGAUAACACUGAGAAAACAGAAGCUCCAACAGUUGGAAGAGGACUUCUAUGAUCUUGUGAAACCUUCUGAAGUGGCUGAGAACCUUGAUUUGACUGAGUGGCUAGUUGAUUUUGUCUAUCAGUACUGGAAGAUGAAGAGAAAAGCCAAUUAUAACAAGCCACUACUGAUGCCCAAGACAGAUGAAGUGGAUAAUUUGGCUCAGCAAGAGCAGGAUGUAUUGUACCGACGCUUGAAGCUCUUCACACACCUUAGACAGGAUCUUGAAAGGGUUAGAAAUCUUUGUUAUAUGGUAACAAAGCGAGAGAAAAUGAAGCACUCCAUUUGCAAACUCCAGGAACAGAUUUUCCAUCUCCAGAUGAAACUUAUUGAGAAAGAUCUUUAUGCAGGCUUGUCAACUUCCUUUCCCAUUGCUGGGACCUUCUUCAACAGCUGGUUGGCUCAAUCUGUACAGAUCACCACAGAGAACAUGGCAAUGAGUGGAUGGUCCUUGAACAACGGACAUCAUGAAAACACCACUCCAGGCCUUUCUGAGGAACUUUUACAAGAUGAAGAGACCUUACUAAGUUUCAUGAUGGAUCAUUCCUUGAAGUCCCCAUUGAAACAGAGUGACACAACUAAGAAAACUAAAAGUAAACAUCGAACACACACGAAGAAAAAAACAGCAAGAAAUGGCUUAAAUGCCCUCUUUAAAAGACAUCAAGAAGAGGAUUCAAACAAAUGGACUAACAGCAGUUAUUUGGCAAAUAACACCACAAAAUCUUUAUCCCAUGAUUUAAGAAAUGGCAAGGCAGAGAAAAGUAUGGACAAACUACACUCAGAGCGCAAAGGGGCAUGUGAAGUGAAAAAGACAUCUAAGAAGGGCUCUUCUCAUCCUGUACUUCCUCUUCCAAAAGCAAAUGAUUCUCAAGCAUCCCCCAGCCUCAUAAAUAACCUAAACCAUGAUGAGGAUGUCAUGAAAUACACCCCAACAGAUCCUAACUCUCUGGUUCAAGUGCCUGAUUCAGUAGGUAGUCUGAAAACAGUGGUGAGGUUCAAAUUACCGAAAGAAGGCAAAGGGACUCAACGAUCACAGAACAAGACACCUGAAAUGCUUCACGGACCUCCAGAAAAUGAAAGGUCAAAGGUUAUCUUGCAUCCUUUUGACAAUGAGACUGAUGGCUACUUUUCAGAUGCAGAAAUGAGUGACUCUGACACAGAAUCUGGAAGUGGCAGAGGGCACCACAGCCAGUUAGAUUCAGGAAACGAGGAUAAUUUCAGAAUGAGCAUUUUGGCAUCUUAAUGCACCUCUGAGACCAGUCAUGACAGCUUUGUGAGGCCUAAAUCCAGUUAAAACUGCCAUGUCCAAUUUCAACUGGUAUCAUAACAAAGGGUUUUGGUUUGUUACUUUGUUUUUAAUUUGUAUAUAUAAUUCAGAAAAGAGCACUGUUGUUUCCUCUCUCUAUAUGCUUGAGAAACAGCUCCAGGCUUCACCAAUUUAAACUUCUAUACAGUCACAGUAGUUAACCCUUAUCACAUCUAUAUCUUGGUUACAUAGAAUGCAAACAUACACAUUAUUAAGGUCAUCAGUUUUCUGGGAGCAAGCAGGACAUCUCAGGAUUUUAAUGAGGAGAUCUGAGAUUGCCAGCAUCUGUUGUUCAUGCAGGGAUGACAGUUUUAUGGGCAUUACUUUCGGAAGGAGAAUACUAUGGAUACAACUAUAUCCACAGGACGUGGAAUAGUGAAAAUAGAUGUUUAUAGGUAUGUGUGUGUCUGUGCACCUGCACAUGAAUGUACACAUGUGCAGGGUUUGCCAGUGUGUAUGUUUGCGUGUGCAAGUAUGAAGUAAAAUAAGCGAUUCUUUUUUUUUUAAAGAAGCACAACAGGCUUAUUUGAAGAAAGCACUUAAUGGGUAGAGGAAUACAACAUUGUAUUUAUGGUCUACUAAACUCUUCCCCCCUUCUUCUCCCUCAUCCCUCACCUCUUUAGUUCAAUUAGGGUCCAUCCAGGAAGCAAGAACCAAGAUUUAACACUCUAUCACUCAAAUUAUCAGCUGAGCAGCUCUACAAAGACCCAUCCAAAGCUCUCAGUAGAUAGAAAUUACAGAUCCACGCUAAAGCUGCUCUGUUCCCUGUCAGUAUCUUUCCAGAUUAAUUUGGGGUAUUAUUUAUACUAUUCAUUGGUAAAACCUAAACCUUUGCUUGUUAGAGCCAUCCCCCAUAAUUUCCUCAGGUUAAAGUAGCCUAGUAUGGGCCAAACAAAGAUCAGAAGAAGAAAUGUUUCAAUUACUCAGAGGGGGAAUUAUUCAAAUCGCUUCAAAGAACUCCAGUCUGUGCUUUCAUGAUAACUCAAUAAAUCUCUGCUCAUCUCUUUAGGAGCUGCUACAGUAGCAGUCACUUGGUUGAAGAGGCAGCAUCAUUGAAACAUUUCCUUUCCCAUCUCAUUGGUUUUUAUAAACACUAAUUACAUUGAUGGCUUUUCCCCUUUAUUUCCUUUCCAUUCAAAGUAGAAACUUGUUAGUGAGCCAUCAGCACAUCCUAAGAGGGUGAUUCACAGAAGUCAGCAUUCUAAAUAUUUCAGUAAUACUGUACAUCAGAUGUUUCUAAUAAGCCUUAAACGUUGUUUAAAAGCUGAUGUGACUUAUGAGUCAUAAGGAUCUCCACGUUUGCACUUCGUUACACUAUUGAUUCAAUUUUGGCUUCAAAAGUUACACAGUUUUGAGUUUGCUACAGGCUUGAUGGGAGUGGCCCCAGUGUAAGCUCAGGGAAGUAAAAUAAAAAGACAAGUGAAGUUCACUAAACAUUUUUGCUGAUGGUAGGUAACUUUGAAUACGUGUGUGGGUGUGUGUAUGUGUGUAUGUGGUAUACACACAUUUAUACAUAUCCUUACAUAUGCACACUGGGACACUUUCAAACUGGGGGAGAAAAGCAUCUUGUAAUUCUGAUGAAUCUGUGAAAUUAUUUUAUGGAUGCCAAAGAAUAUAGUAAAAUAGCACAGCCAGAAACCAGAAACUCACUAUGAGCAAAAGCUGUUGAGUAACUAAAGGACUAAAUCCGUAUUCAUGACCCACUUUGCACGCUUGCUGAAGAUGAUGCUUUCAUCAUUUGAACCACCUUCCACCAUUGUGAUUUCUGAUGUUACUUGUUCACUGCAGUAAGAGCAAUAUUGUUGGUUUUUGGUGGAUUUUUUUUUUUUUUUUUUGGUUCUCUAAUGCCAUAUACUGGCAAUUCUUUUUUAUUUUGUUUUUUUUUAAAGUCACAUUAUUUUUACCAGUCUUCUGAAGUUCUUAAUACUAUUCCAGUUGAGCUAUAAUUUAGAGAAUCUCUAUUCUGGAAAGCAACCAAAAUCAGUUGCCAAAUACACGACAGUGUUUUACUGAUAUAUGAUUGCAAAACUAUUUCUCAAAUCAUUGACCAAAAUGGAACAGUUCAAUGUUAGUAGCCUAGCAUAUGGAUUGGCAAGUAAAUUUUGUUCCACCUUCAAGGCUUGGUAUGUUCAGAUAAUGUUAAAUACAGUAAAUAGGACUUAGUUUUAUCUUAUCAAGCUUGCUAGACUUUAGCUACAAUAUCCUAGUUAUGUCAUACAAAUAAUCAAUAUGCUGCCUUUAAUGGAUCUUGCUUCCGUGUGCUUCAGUUCAACUAUUGCUUUAAAAACAGAGAAAAAAAUCCAGAAAUCUUGCUGUAUGCAGCUUCAUUUGCUAGCUACUGCAUUACUUGCUUGCUCACUCAAUACAGGACAGCAAAAGGGGUAAACUUUAAAGAACAACCAAACUAAAGCAACCUCUCUUUGUUUAGAUGAUGUAUAGAAGGAUGGAACACUCCUUUUUUUUUACUGUGAAUAAGAUUCUAUUAUGAAACCGUUUUUAAAAAAAGAAAAUGCAAAAAUAAUUAUUACUUUGCCAUGGUCCAGAGUCUCCAGUGCAAUCUUAACAGUGAUAUAUAUAGAUAGAUAGAUAAAUGUAUCACAAAAAUAUCAUUGAAUGUUGCCGACUUACAGUCUUCCUUAAAACUGGAGGGAACAAGACAGCCUGUAUUCAUGUAGGACUUCAGAGAGUCGAAUGGAGUGUUGGAGUACAGCCUUUCUAUAGGAUAUGCUCAUAAUGCUUUAGCUAUCAUGUUUUUUGCAGAGAGCAAACGUUUACAAGGCUACAGUGGGUUUUGUUGCAUAGAGAAUAAAACUCUACGUGAUAAAAAGGAUACCGAAGAUUUCACAAAGAAACAGGAACCCACUUUUUCCUAAUAACUUUAAUUGCCCUUCCCCUCACAGAAGUGGUUUGACUUGAGAGGGGCUUCUGCCAGCAAAUAAAAGAGUUUUCACUGAUUCCUUUUGCAGUUUUCCACCUCUUACAUUGUGCAUUACGAAGCAUUUCAGGCACAUAGCAUGAAUUGGUAAAAAUCUGCAUGCACACUUCAAUUGUUGAAACCUUAUGGGGAAGUGUGCGCGUUCUUCCUUUCUCUGAAUGAUAGAACUCAACAAGGCUGGGUUCGUAAAGUGUACGUAUUUUUUGCAAAUGCCGAGGAAUAUGGAUUUGGAUUUUUUUUUUUUAAAAGAAAUAAUAUGCUCAGACUAAAUAAUGCUCACUAGAGUUCAGUGUCCCUAUAGAAAUGUUUCUCAACUUUGGCAGUUUUGAAGAGGUUAUUCUGGGAGUUGUAGUCCACGCCUCUUUAAAGUUGCCAAGGUAGCUACAGUGAAGUCCAGUAAGUGCCUUGGACUCGGUUUCAGUCUAUGGGAUUAAAGAAUAAGCCCUCUGCCAGCUGCUGCAAUGUAAUAUGGAGGAGGGCACAACUUCCGUUAGUUCAGCGGCUGCCCUCACUUAGGGGAACGUGCUGAAGGUUGCAGUCCAAAAGUGGGCAGCACCAGGCCCCAUUUGUCAAGAGGGAGGCUGGGAGCUUAAAGGGUUGGAGUGAGUGCCUUAAGCCAGGUACAGGUUUUAAGGCACAUAGUUUGCUUCCAAAUGCAAACUACCCACUCUGAAGGCCUUCAAAGGGAUGCCAGCGGGCCCAUUUUUAUGUUUUCAUUUUGUUUGUGCCCCCAAUAAUAGUGUUGCCGUGUGGUGGAAUAAACACAGUGAAAUGCUCCAGAUGGUUAAAUCAAAGUCUUCUCUAGUAUUUGAGGCUUGAUAUAUAUAGCUAGCUGUCGAAGGGAGUUGCUCAUCGCACAAGGCGGGUGUUUUGUCACGGUUAAGAUCCAGCUCUGAAUUACUUAAAAUCUGUUCUUUUGUGUUGUUUCCAGUAGUGUAUCUGUUAGCUCCUGCUCAGUUGACAGCUAUGUGCAUAUUCGUCAAAACCCUUUUAAGGAGAAUGCCAAUCUUCCUUUGCUACUUAGCACCUGCCUCUUUUCUUGUAGAAGCUAGAGAGAUUUGCAUAAAGGAAAAAGGAAUUGUAUGUGAAAAAUAUUUUUGAUGCAUUAUAAAUGUAUUUUGAAAUGAAUGGGGGGAGCAUAAAUGGUCUAUUUUAUUACAUAAAGGUCUUUAAUCCAAUAAUGUGUGAACUUCAGGCAUUGACAUUUGCACUGUAAAGGGUGAAUCCUGUUAGCAUCAUGAUUAUGUAUUAACAUGGCUAUAGUAAAGCUCAUUUUUGUGUUCAUUAAUAAGGAUCAAACGUUGUUUUUGAAACCUUAGAUUUAAAUGGAAUGUCUUAGAGUCCAGUUUUAGGAAAUGCUCAAAUACACUCAAAUUUCACCUUCAGUUUUUGGAAACAGGAAUGUUGUGGUCUAUUUUCAAUCUUUUGUUGAUAGUUAUUUUGUCAGCAUUAUUAAAAAAACAAAGGUUUGGCAGUGCUUUUCCUCAAAGCACAGUGGAGGUUUAGCCAUUUCUCCCCAAAAAGUGUGGGGAGAAAGGGUAAAAUUCAUUCCUGCCUGUUGCAACCUGUCACAAGGCUCCCUUUCCUGUUACUAAAUGGGUGUGGCAAUUUGGUUGUUCUUUAAGGAAUCUCUUGCACACUUUGGUCCAUUCCACACUGACAUAAUACAGGCCCACUCUGUAUCAGUUACAGGAAACAAUAUGAAUGUCACAGGAGGCAAAAGCCACCUGUUUUCUUUGUUUCAAAGAAAGUGAUGUGCCAUUUGUUAAUAUAAAAGAGAAAUAUUGAAAAUAUAUUGAAAAGAGCAAUUUUAAAUUAUUUUUGGCUUAUGUUGCAAUAUUUAUUUUCUUGUAUUAGAAAUUCCUUUGUAGAGAAAAAAAUGUAUUUUUCAUUAAUGCAAAACCUAUUUCUCCUUUUUGUACAUUUUCCAUGUUAGUUAAUCCUUAAAGCAAUAUAAUGUAUCAAGGUUGUUCUGUGUGAAAGCUGUAUUAUGCAUGCUGUUUGUGUUGCCUUGGAAUAGGUCUGUCUGCCAUAAUUUUCAUCAUGUUUCGAUUUAGUGUAUGCUUUAAUACACAUUGGGACCAUGGCCCAUUUGCUUAUGGAAAAAGAAAUACCUUUGCAUUCUUCAAUGUGUUAGCAAAUGCAGUCAAUAAAGAUGUGUUUUCUGUGUA